AUGGCACCCUUCCAAUAUUUCCGGCGGAAUGGGGGAAAGAUAUUACGAGGCGCUGCCUAUGCCGUCCAAUUCAUGUGCUUUGCCCAUGUGUUCAACCAGUAUAUAGCUGAAGCCACUUUUUGCAUGGGGCCAUCCAUGCUGCCAAACUUCAACAUGACGGGCGAUAUCGUUGCUGUUGAACAUAUUACGCCUCAUUUCCGAGGAUAUCGCAUGGGUGACGUGGUUGUUUGCAUAUCACCAGCCGCGCCUGGUAGAGCAGUGUUAAAACGUAUCCUUGGCUUGCCUGGUGACAAUGUGUGCGUCGAUCCAACUGCUGAAGAACGGAGAUACAUUGAUGUACCGGAAGGACACGUUUGGUUGAUGGGUGACAAUCUGAGUAACUCGACGGAUUCGCGUUACUAUGGUCCUGUUGCGAUGGGAUUAAUUCGAGGACGUGUGUUUGCUAGAGUAAGUAAAAAGAUAUAG
Molecule: messenger RNA, 465 nt
Organism: Zychaea mexicana
Lineage: Eukaryota; Fungi; Mucoromycota; Mucoromycetes; Mucorales; Lichtheimiaceae
Product: peptidase S24/S26A/S26B/S26C
Exons: 4
Coding region: 1-465 (154 amino acids)
Cellular component (GO): mitochondrial inner membrane peptidase complex; membrane
Molecular function (GO): serine-type endopeptidase activity
Source: RefSeq, a predicted model, not a curated record